Messenger RNA from Trypanosoma conorhini, 1503 nucleotides. RefSeq lists its product as uncharacterized. The transcript has a single exon. NCBI's taxonomy places the organism in Eukaryota, Euglenozoa, Kinetoplastea, Trypanosomatida, Trypanosomatidae. The record is from RefSeq and is a predicted model, not a curated record. The coding region runs from base 1 to 1503 and encodes 500 amino acids.
AUGUCAGAUGCUGCGCCGCCGCAAUUCACUGAGGAGGACGCGACGGUCCUGGACCGCUGGAUCGCUGACGUCUGCGGUGAGGAGGUGCAAUUUCCUGCCCACAGGCGGGCUCAAUUUUCCGCCUACAAGCAACGUCUGGAACUGAUUCGGGAGUCCGGCGCCCAGUCGCUCUUCCGCCACUCCUCACGCUCGGGGACGCAGGAGACGUUGGCCCUGCAUAAAUUGCUUGCGGCGCUGAAUCAGUUGUGUAGGUGCGAUAUGGAGGAGAUGGCAAGUGUCAGGGACGAGAUAGGGUCGGUGGAGCGCAUGCUGCACGGGAGUGCGGUGGUUGGCGAAGGAAAGGCCGCAGCUGCGCCGUCGCCAGCGGCGGCUGCGGCAGGUGAUGCCGCGAGUGCCGCAGGCAGCAGCCUGGAGGCAUACGAGAGCCGCAGGAAACUCGCGGCGUGCUACGUGGCGGAGAUUGAGCACCAACGGCAGUCGAACCGUGCGAAUAUGGCGUCGUGUCACGCACGGCACCUGAGGCUGCUCGACCAGCGCGACCAGCUGCAGGAGGAGUUGAAUGCCCUUCGCGAGACGGAGGAGUUCGUCGCGUCUAGGUUGGAGGAAACGCGUGCGGCGCUUGCCAGCGAACGUGACGCGGCGGCGCGGGAGCAGCGGGAGCAGCCGUCCAACACGUGUGCCGCGGCACAAGACGGUGGCGACGUCAAAGAUGAGGCGGAGGAGGAAAACGCAAAGGCCCUGGCGGAACUGCGCGCGUCGCUCAACAGCGCCUGCCACGAGCUGGCACAGACGCGGGCCGAGCUGAGCAGCCAGGACACCGCCCACGCCGUGCGGUUUCGUCAGGCGCGUCAGCGGCUAAAAGACUGGCAGGACAUGGUAGGGCAAAUGCGCCGCACAUGCGACCAACUCUGCUCCCGGACGCGCGUGAUUGGCACGGUGGUGGAAGCGAACGUCGCGGGGCUGGUGGCGGACAGUGGGCUUGGCUACGCGGGGCAGCUGCGGAAGCUCAACCGCCUCCUCGUUGAGAAGUCCGCCAGACUGUUGGGGCUGCAGGGCGGGGCGGAGGAGGAGGAGGACAACGAAGUCGUGAGUGCCGCCGGGGGCGGGGGAGUCCUGCGGGAGCUCUUCAUCCCCCACCACCGUGCGGCCUCCUCCGCGUCCGUGACGGAGGCGGCGAGCUCCUUGUCGAGCCCGCUCCGCCGCUCCUCCCUCUCCUCGGCGUCGCCGCAGUACCCCUCGGCGGAAGCCUCUUCGCUAUCGGUCCCCGGCGGCGCAGGCAGCACAAACGCGCCUCAGCAGACGUUGGCAAGGCAGCGGCGACACCGCCGCGCCUACGCCCUCUUGACGGACCUGCGACGAUGGGAGAUGGCGCUGGUCAAGGAGUCUGCAGUGCUGCAUGGCAUCUGCGAGAGGGGACUUCGUUCUGCUCCCGCACCCUCGCCGUCGGGGUCGCCGAGCACGUGCAUUCGUCAGCUCCGCAGCCUGCUGCUCGCAACACAGUAA